This is a messenger RNA of Rotaria socialis, 1779 nucleotides long. The record is from the annotation of a GenBank genome assembly. NCBI's taxonomy places the organism in Eukaryota, Metazoa, Rotifera, Eurotatoria, Philodinida, Philodinidae.
AUGCGCAAAUUUAACGCGUUUCGACUCAAACUUCAUCGUGAUUCCUCUCAUCGCGCACAGUCAACGACGGCAACAACAUCAACAUUAAUACCUCAUCCGAGAUCAUCUACAAUUGUAAAUACUGAUCACACAACGCCUACUCAACCUAUUACUAUCUCAGCACCGAUCAUUCAUAGUCAUGAAAAGGUUGUGAUUAACUGCAAAUACCAUCCCAAUGAAACCUAUAAUGAGGAACAGGCAGCAAUUAUAGUCAAUGACAACAAGGAAAAACAAAUAGUGAUGUCAGAAGAAUCCGAAAAAUUGUCUGAUGAAUUUAAUCAUAUCGAUGAUCAGCCUAUUUCAUCUUUAUCGAUAUCAAGUAACCAGUCAUCUUCAUCAAUAAAACAAGGUGAAUCCCCACCAAUAGCAACAACAACAUCGACAACAAUAAUGGUUGGAAAUACUCCGAAAGAAGAUAUUUUAAUAAGUUGUAAAGCAACAGCAAUGAUAUAUAACGAUACACAAAAGAAAUGGAUACAUUGUGCACCAAAUGGUCCAGCUAAAAUUCAAUUACUAUUUGCUCCUGAAACGCAAACAUAUCGUAUUGUUGGUCGACAGAUUCAAAAUCAUGAAGUUGUUUUAAAUCAUUCGAUAAUUAAAGGUAUCAAAUAUAAUCAAGCAACACCUACAUUUCAUCAGUGGCGUGAUCAAUCGUGUGUAUAUGGAUUAAAUUUUUCAUCGAAACUUGAUGCACAAGAAUUUGGUGCCACAAUGAUGAAGAUUCUAGAAAGUGUCAAUGGUUCUACUAAUAUGUCUUCCCAGACGAAUACUAAUGCUCCAACAACUCUUCCAUCGUCGACGCUGAAUAAUAAUAAUAAUAACAGCAGCACAACGUCUUAUAUACGUCAAACUAGCCAACCUUCUUCUUCGCUUUCUUCCACAGCAACGACGGCAGUAUCUACCCAUUCCACAUCUACAACUUCUUCCGUAUCUGAGUCUCAGAAACAACAACAACAACAACAACAACAACAACAACAACAAUCGACCUCGUCUUACAAUAAUCAAUUGCAUCCAAAUUUAAACUCCAUCAAUUCCAUACCAAUUUCUACGAGUAAUAAUAAUUAUUAUAGUCAACAACAUCAACUAACUGAAGACGAAGAAACAAAUUACGCACUUAUUUCUGAUUCAUAUUCAUCAUACGGUGAUACUUCAAUAAAUAAAAAUAAUAAUAUUCCACCAGCUCCACCAUUGAAUUCAAAUAUGCCAACUUCAGGUAGUGCUCCUUCUGUCGCUCCACCACCACCACCGCCGCCACCACCACCACCACCACCUCCACCACCAUUGCCUAACAAUUUAGCUGGUGGACCACCACCACACCCAGCGCCUGCACUAGUUCUACCUGCUGCUAAUGGAAAUGGUGGUGCAAAUGCAACACGAAAAACAAGUACUACUUCGGGUGCUCCACAAAUGGACUUAAUGUCUGAAAUGGCAGCAAAAUUUGCUCAACGACGUAAAGUUGUUGAUGAAAAUGUAAAACCUGAUUCAUCGCAUGCAAAUAAUACUAAUAAAGCAUCAUCAAAAUUGACGGCAGCAACUUUACCACCAACAACAACUGCACCUGUGCAGACAUCGCCACGAAUUGGUCGAAAAACAAAUGAAUCUGGUUCAACAAAUUAUGCAUCAGCUGAUCUUGAAAAAUUAAAAAUUGAAAUACUUACUGAAAUAAAGAAAGAUAUUGAAAAAGCUAAACAAGAAAUUCUUACUGCUAUUCUUGAUCAACAAAAACAAAUCAAAAAAUAA